UUUGGUUUCUUGUUUUGGUGUUUACAUGUGAUUAGUUAGCAUGUUUUUGUGAUUUCUGUGUAUUUUUCUUCUACGUAUAAUUAAGAGCACCAGUAACCUGCUAGAGUUACCAUAGAUGCAAUACAAUAUAGGUACCAUUCUCCUUUUUUAAUGGCGCAAGAAACCCAACCUGUGUCGGUGUCAAAUUUUUACCUGGCGGGAAGAUCUUAGAUUGAGAUCGGAAUAUUUCGAAGGUCAAGGCUGGCUCAGCCAGUGUGGCCCGGCACCAGCCACCAUGGACCACUCGAGAACCCAGGAGUGGGAGAAGCUGCGUGCCACAAUAGCACAGUGGAAUGACAACCGGCUGGACCUGUUCGAGCUCUCAGAGCCGGACCAGAAGCUCAACUUCCAUGGCGUUAUGAGGUUCUACUAUCAGGACUCUGGUCAGAAAGUGUCCACCAAGUGUAUCCGCGUGUCUUCGGACGCCACCUCUCAGGAUGUCAUAGCGACCCUGAUUGAGAAGUUCCGGCCCGACAUGAGGAUGCUGUCCACGCCGCGAUUCGCCCUCUACGAGAUCCACGAGAGCGGAGCAGAGGAGCGAGAGCUGUCGCCCGACGAGCGUCCUCUGCACGUGCAACUCAACUGGCACCAGGACGACCGCGAGGGGCGCUUCCUGCUGCGGAACCUCAACGAAAAACGCUGGUCAUUGCGAGCACCCGGCGAAUCAACACUAGACGAAGGCAACUUCAAACGCAAACUCAGUAAACGAGAGAAGAAAGACCUGAAAAAGAAGGGCAAACUUCACAAGAUUAAGAGCAUCAAUGAUCACGAUUCAAGCGUGGCAGAAAAGCUAUAUACAGAGCUGCCGGAGACGAGUUUCACGCGUUCCAUCAGUAACCCGGAGGCAGUGAUGCGCCGCCGGCGACAGCAGAAGCUGGAGAAGAAGCUGCAGCAGUUCCGCAGCCGAGACGGAGGACCCGACACGGGCGGCACGCUCAAGAUUUACGGAGAGAGCCUGUGCAGCGACGUUCCAUACAAGACGCUGCUGUUGUCUGUGACCGAUACAGCCGCUGCCGUGGUGCAGGAGAUGCUCCAAAAGUACGGCAGGUACCGAGAGGAUCCCAACAACUACUGUCUCGUCCAGGUGGUGACCCAGGAGCCGCAGCAGGAGACCCGCGAGUACCGGGCGCCCACGGGACCUUACAACGAGUACAUUCUGGAGGACGAUGAGUGUCCACUGGCCAUCCUGAUCAACCACCCUCCCACGCCCGGCUCCAUCAUGUUCCACGUGCGCCGGCGGCCCAACGACUACCAGCCGAGGAAGAGGAAGAAGCUGCCCAACCAGCCGUCGACGCCGUCUGAGGUGGACCAUAGCUACCGGGGAACGGACGAGGCCAGCCUGCCGUUCCUGCUCGAACUGAACGCAGAUGGAUCGGACGUGCGCCACCAGGCUCCUAGACGGUACAGCCUGCGUCUGAAUGUUACGGAGGUCGGGUCGGAGCGCUCUCCGCAGGCGGGCGGCCAGUGUCUCCAGCUGGCGGGCCACAACGUGCACCCGCGCCACUGCGUCAUCGCCCACACGGAGGGUAUAGUGACGGUGACUCCGUGUGGACGGGAGGCCGAGACUUACGUCAACGGACAGCGGGUGUACGAGACCACCAUACUGCAGCACGGCUGUGUGGUGCAGUUCGGGCGCGUGUACCGGUUCCGGUUCCUGGACCCGGCGCACGAGGCGCACCAGCGUCCUAGGGGGCGCCGAGAGUCAGGCCGCGGCCACAACGAGAGCUACGCUGAGAGGUCGAACAACUACGCCAGUUUCCGGCGGGGCAGCGACCCGAUCCUGCCGGCCGUGCUCGAGUUCAGAGAGGAGACCGAGGACGCCUUCCUGCGGGCCGUCAUUACGCGGCUCGACCCGAGCAGCCUGCAGUUCAAACUGGCGCCCACCUAUACUCUCUACAUGGCCGCGAGGUUUCGGGCCAGCACCCACUAUCGCAGUGACCUGUCGCCCAACGAGAGAGCUCUAAGGCUCACCAACGUCCUGGCCAAGGUGGCCUCCAUGAUCCGAGAUGUUGUGCAGAUGCGUCGCGGUGACGCCAAUUCCCUGGCGUUCUGGAUGGCCAAUGCGUCCGAGUACCUGCACUUCCUCAAACAGGACCGGCACGUGAGCGCCUACAGCCGCGACGCCCAGGACAUCCUGGCCGAGAGCGUCCAGUCGGCAUUCUGGAACCUGGUGGAUAACGUUCAGUCGGAACUGGGCGGCUCCAUCGGACACUUCCUCGAGGACCGGGACGACUCGGAUGAGGAGGAGGGUACCACUGCCGAGGUUUUGAGUACUCUGGGUAACACGAUGGCGCUGCUGCGCCGCUGUCGGGUGAACGCCGCCCUCACCAUCCAGCUGUUCUCACAGCUCUUCCACUACAUCAACAUGGGCGUGUUCAACAUGCUCGUCAUGCCCGGACCGGUCAACUACUGCAGCAGGAUGUGGGGCGAGCGCCUGAAGCGUCGACUGAGCCGUACCGAGCUGUGGGCGGACCGCCAGGGCCUGGAGCUGGCGGCCGACUGUCACCUGGGCCGGGUGGUGCAGGCCGCUCAUCUACUGACGGCUCCCAAGAACAACGUGGACGACCUGACGGGUAUCACGAGCACGUGCUACAAGCUGAACUCCCUGCAGCUGAGGGCGAUGCUGGAGCGGUACCAGCCGGCGGCCGACGAGCCGGCCAAAAUACCCCCUCAGCUCAUCGACAAUAUUGUCAGGAUUGCCGAGAGCACGUCGGACGAGCUGGCCCGCCAGGACGGCCGGCCGGUGCGUCUGGAGGAGAGCAGGGACCUGCAGCUGCCGUUCCUCCUACCCGAGGACGGGUACUCGUCGGACAUCGUGCGCGGCAUACCCAACGGUCUGACCGAGUUUAUAGCGCCGCUGCAGCACGCGGGCCUGGCUCGGAUGAGCGAACAGCCCACCAGCUGGGGUUACUGGACCAUCUACAUGACGGGCCAGGAGCACCGGCCGCCGCAAAUGCGCAGCCCGUCAGCCAUGUCCAACCGGUCUAUGGGGGCGCGCGGCCCGCCGGGCGGGGGCGGGGGCGGUCCGCCGCCCGCCGAACCCGAGGUGCAGCUCAUCAAACUGCAAAAGUCCAACACCGGCAUGGGCCUGAGCAUCGUGGCCGCCAAGGGCCUGGGCCAGGAGCAGGCGGGCAUCUACGUCAAGUCUGUGGUGCGCGGCGGCGCGGCGGACCUGGAUGGGCGACUGGCGGCCGGGGACCAGCUACUAGAGGUGGACGGACACAGCCUGAUCGGCAUCACCCAGGAACAGGCGGCCGAGUACAUGAUGAAGACGGGCCCGGUGGUGCUGCUGCGCGUGGCUAAACAGGCUGCCGUCUACCACCGGCUGACGGCGCUACUCUCUCAGCCGUCACCCACCAUGUCCAGAGGGAGCCGACGUGCCAGUGAACGUGGCGGGAUGCCGCCCACCGGGCGCAUCCAGAGCGCAAAGUCGGUGCCGGCGCUGAGCUCGGACGGCGGCGACCGCGGCGGUCCGAUGGCCGGCGUCAGUCGCGGCCACCAGGAGACCUACAACCCGGGCUUCAACCUGUCGGCGUCCAACGCCAGCCUGGCGGCACUGCCGGGCCCCGGCGCGCCGACCGCCGCGCACGCCCGCUCGCGCUCCGUCCAAAACCUGCACAAACCGGGCGGCCCGGCCGGCGGCGGGCCCGGCCCGGCCCCGGGGCCCGCGCCGCCGCCCCGGCCCAUCUCCGUGCACGCCCACUACCAGCAGGGACAGCCCGGACAGAUGCCGGCGCAGAUGCUGGGACAGAUGCCGGGCGGGCCGCGCUCAGAGAUGCCCCGCUCCGUCUCCGAGCACGAGCACCUGCGGCACCGGCACUCCAGCGCCACGUACAGCAACACGGGCCCGGGCGCGUUCGAGCCGCCGCGGCCAGCCGGACCGGACCGGCCGUACAGCGAGCAGCUCUCGCCGGGUCUGGGGGCCGAGCCGGGCGGCCGCGGCGGCCCCGGGCCCGCGGACAGGCCCCCGGCACACGGCGGCGCGCCGGGCAACGGGCUGAUGUACGGCGAGCGGCCGCCCCACGGCUCCGCGGAGGGUAUGACAGGGUAUGGGUAUGAGCGACCCGUCUCGGCGCACGGGCCGCCCGAUGGAGGUAUGGCGCCGUAUGGGGACCGCCACGAGCGACCUCUACCCCCUCACGGCGCGUCAAACGGAAUUUCACAGCACGGCGACCGGCCUCUGCCGCCGCCCCACUCCAGUGCCAACAGCGGUGUCUUGUCCUACGGGGACCGCCCGCCGCCGCCUCACAGCAGUGCCAACAACAGCGUGUUAUCACAGUACGGCGACAGACCGCUGCCUCCGCACUCCAGCGGCGGCGCUCUGCCCUACGGCGACCGGCCGCUGCCGCCCCACUCCAGCGCCAGUGGGAUGCCCGGGUACGGGGAGCGGCCCCUGCCGCCCCACAGUGCGGCCCCUGCGUCACCCGCGGCACCGCCGGACCGGCCCCCACUGCCGCCACACAGCGCCGCCGGCGGCGCGCCGCUGUCGUCACCCUACGGCGAGCGGCGCCCGUCGGGCCCGGAGCCGAUGGCGCAGCGCCGCCGCAGUCGCACCGAGAGCUUCUCCGAUCUGCCGCCGCCGCCGCCGCCGGCCUCGGCCGCGCCCGCGGUGCGGUUCGAGGAGCCGCCGCCGGCGCGGCCGCCGCCGCCCCAGGAGCUGUACGGCGAGCCGCUGCCGCCGCCGCCGCCGCCGGCGCAGACGCACCCGCUGUACGGCCAGCCGCCGCAGCGACCGCCGCCGCCGGCGCAGCAGGCCGGAUACGACGCCGGCAACCCGUGGACGCGCGAGGAGCGAGAAAAGCAGGAGGAGAAUCGCAAGAAGGAGGUGGCCCGCAAGUACCGCGACCAGCUGAUUGAGUACCUGGAGGGACUGCCGAACCGCUCCCGCCGCGAGCAGGAGCAGCUGCAGGCGCUGGUGCUCGAGAAGCGCUUCCAGGAGCGCUGUGACCUCGGCGGCGAUGACGAUGACGAGGAUGAAGAUGAUGAUGAUGAUAACCAGGAGAUGAACAACUCGCGGGCCGACUCGGACGUGCCGCCGCCACCGCCGUCCGAGCAGCCGCCGGCUCUCCCGAGCUCUGAGCAGCUGGAGCGGCCGCCGGCGCCGGGGGCCGGCAGUCGAACGGACGAGGUGCGCCGGCGCCAGGCGGAGCUCGAGGCCGCCCAGCAGGCCGAGCAGGGCAUCCUGCGCGAGGCGCAGCGGCGCCGCCAGAUGGAGGAGGACCGCCAGCGCCGCCAGAUGGACGAGGACAGGCAGCGCGUGGCGGCCGCCACGGCGGCGGUGGCGCGCGCGCGCACCCAGCCGGCCGCGCCGCCGCCGCCCGGCCGCACCGUCUCGUUCGGCGCGGUGACCACGGCCGGUGAGCUGCGGCCGCCGGCCGUGCCGCCCAAACCGGAGGUAGCCGUGGCGUCUGUGGUGAGCACGCGGCGCGUGCAGCUGAACGAGCCGGCCGGCACGCCGCCGCCGCCGCUGCAGCCGGCCGGCGGCGGCCGACACCACGAUCCGGACCGGUUCAUUGACGAGGCGCGACAGAUGAUGGCCGCUACCAGCAUCUCGCCGCCCGAGGGACCCACCUCCUCCAGUGUGGACGCCAGCGCCACGCCGGGCGUCAUCGGCGCUCAGGAGGUGUACAGGGACCCGCGCACUCGGCGUCUGGCGCUGAUGCAGGACCGCCAGCCGGAGCACUCUCCCGUGCCGGAGAAACUCUCCUUCAAGGAGAAGAUGAAGAUGUUUGCUGCCGAGACCGGCUAACUGUCCAGCUGCCCCAGAGACCAGGCGGCGCCGAGCGAGGACGCAGAGGAAGAGAGAGUGAGCUUCUCACCACUAACCCCACACAACACACCACUAACCGGCCGGCCGUCCGACCAGGGCGGCAGCUUGUGAUCGAGACUGGCGAGCGCCGCCGUCGCUACAUCCGUCCGUCCGUUAGAGAGAAUAGCGUCUAUUUUACACAGUGCAUAUCAUCAUAUACCGCCCGCCGGCGGCGGCAGCGGUGGGUUGUGAUGUUGGACGUCCGGCCGACUAGUUUGUAGCGAGCUGCGGCGCCGGGGCUGCUGGACCUCCGUGGGCCCUCGGGGACUCGCAUGGGCCCUGCCGCCGAGAACGUCAGCUUGCGUCGAUGUCCGUGACAUUUGUGGCCUUUCAUAUUCAGACGGAUGAUUUGACGAAGAUGGGAAGUCGCGAGGUUUCGAUGAGAUUCAUGCAUUGGCAGAUCAUGGUAUUUUUAAAACCUGUAGACCCGAGGCAACUGUAUGAAGUUCUAAUGCUCCGCAGGGGGUCAGAAUCCGCGGCCCGUCCUUUCGCUGUGUCAACUGCCGAGUCGUUGACGGGGCCACGCUGGCCGCUCUAGUUUUGUAUGCUCUUUAUGGUGGGUCUCUGGUGAUCAUAUCGUGUAUAGCUGGGGCCGCGUGGGGUCCAGAGGGCUGCAAACAUGGAACGUAAGCAGCUGUGCGGGGCCGCCUGCGGUCAGCUGUGAUGUGUCCCGGGCAGACCGAACCGGACGCAGCUGUGUUUUACUGGCGACUACGGGGGAGAAAUGGCCGCUAAAUUUGUAGAUAUGUGGUAGCUUGGUGACGAAACAUUUUUAUCGAGAGUAGUUUGAUGUUUAGAGAACACAUUUUAUCGAAAGUACUUGGCUGUACGCCCGUCGGUGCGUUCCUGUGCCCAGAGGUGCCUAUGGUCGGGCGGUUUCCGAGGGGUGCCUAUUGUUGGCAGUGUCGUGUGUCCCAGAGAGGUGCCUAUCGUUGGCAAUGUCGUGUGCUGAGAGGGGUGCCUAAUGCCUAUCGUUGGCAGUGUCCUGUGCUGACGGUACCGUGGCUGUAAGUAGGCAGCUGUGGGGCGGAUAAGAGACCCAGGGGAUGUACAGAGAUUCGUGACGCCUGACGGGCCCAGGACAAAAUAUAUCUCAUGAAUGCCCAUC
Molecule: messenger RNA, 6956 nt
Organism: Amphibalanus amphitrite
Lineage: Eukaryota; Metazoa; Arthropoda; Thecostraca; Balanomorpha; Balanidae
Product: afadin-like
Exons: 29
Coding region: 275-5788 (1837 amino acids)
Biological process (GO): signal transduction; regulation of protein localization
Cellular component (GO): adherens junction
Molecular function (GO): cell adhesion molecule binding
Source: RefSeq, a predicted model, not a curated record